This is a messenger RNA of Anneissia japonica, 2183 nucleotides long. RefSeq lists its product as uncharacterized. NCBI's taxonomy places the organism in Eukaryota, Metazoa, Echinodermata, Crinoidea, Comatulida, Comatulidae. The record is from RefSeq and is a predicted model, not a curated record. The transcript has a single exon. The coding region runs from base 640 to 1986 and encodes 448 amino acids.
AUCACACUCCAGCGAACGGAGUGCAAAUUACAAGCAGACAAGGAGGUGUGCACUGCCUCAGAGUCACUAAUCCUGCCAAUACAGCAGACGACGCGCAGCAAUUGACUAAUUGACAGAAAGAAAAUAUGCACCGAGUGUAGUUUGACACACAAGGAGGGUGCUGCCUGCUCUCCGCCAACAGAUACCUCACUAACUGACCUUGCUACAGUACAAUAAGAAAGUGGAAAUCGAUAAAAACUUUUGGCUCGUGGAUAGUGAGUUAGAACAUCGAGGAACAGGAAAUUACCACAGAGAGCAGUGGAAAUGAGUGGCAAUCAAUAAGAAUAUCUGCAAAAUUUCUAAGCUGAAGGAAAUGGUUUUUUAAUGUCUUCUGUGGAUUUGUUUCGCCGACGAUCUUGAAUGGGAAAAAAUGAGGAAUUACCAGUUGGAGACAAAGGUACUGUUCAAUAAAUUAUUUGCCAUUAUUUCUCAGUGAGAAGUGAACGAACAUUAAAAGAAAAACAUACAAGAAUUUAUAAUUUCCACGCUUAAAAAAUUGGUUCUGGCACAUCAUCCCAAUUGAGCAUAUUCUUAUACUUGGUGGAAUGAGUCACAGAUUUUUGUAAAUAUUAAAUUUCCAGCACAUAAUUGGUCAGAAGCAUGGAUGUAUUGCAGGUAUAUAUUAUGGUUAUGCUACUGUGCAUGAAGAUUAAUCCUAGUAUGGAGGUAAGAUUCCAAACAGAGCCCCAGGAAAUAGUGGAAGGGGAAGAAGGUUCAUCCACGAUCCUUGCUUGUAUCGUGACCGAUCUGGAUAAAAAAAAUGAGAAUGUAACAUGGAAAGUUAACGGCGACAUUAUUAGUAAUGGAUCACUGAUUAUAAAUGAAGACCAGAGAGAUAAAUACUCAAUAUUAACAGCUAUAAAUGAUAUACAUCAUACAAAUAAUCUUAUGGUAAAAAACAUUGAAAGAAGUGAUGGAAAGAACAGCUACAUAUGUGCUGUAACAUCAAAAUUGAAAAAAGAAAUAAAACACUCGCAGGUGGCUAAAAUCAAGGUUUUUGAGAAACCGGGAGAGCAGUAUCCAAAAUGCAUCAAUUUAAGUAACAAAAAGAAGUACAAAGAAGGAGAGACGCUCAAAAUAGAAUGCAUCAGUGAAAAUUCACAGCCUAACCCGAAACUUACUUGGAAUCGACAAAACAAAAUGCUCAAAUCACACAUGACAAAUAUAAAAAAUAUAUUAAGAAUAACAUACAAUAUGACACUCACACGGAAUGAUAACGGUGCUAUCUACUGGUGUCAGCUAAGAAUACCGGAUAAUCCAAAGUUUGAAAGAAACUGUUCGAUCGGCCCAUUUCAGGUGGACUACAAGCCCAGUGUACAACUUAAUAUUCCCAAAUAUGCUAUCAAUGAGGAAGCGAUUUUUGUAUGCUUUAGCUCGGCUAGCCCUUCAAAAGUCAUGUACAACUGGACAAUAAUUCCACCAAUUCGAGAGUACGGCAUUGAAAACAAUGGCCAAGUUUUACGUUUGUCACGUGUACUCAGGAGCCACGAAGGGACGAUAGUUAAGUGUAAUGUUCAUAAUGAGGUUGGUCAAGGGAGUGAUGAGACCGUCAUUAUUAUUGAUGAUGAAGACUCGGAUCUCCAGGACUACCUUCCUGAAACCUCCCAAAAUAGUAACGAGCAAAAUCAAGCACAAUACACUGAGCUUCCGGCAGCCACGAUCUUAUCAGUUGCCGGGGCCAGUUUACUUCUUUUAUCAUUAAUAAUGGCGAUUUUGCUGUGCUAUUUUCAAGUUUAUACACGUAGCCAUGCUAUAGAUUACACAGGACAGCGCAUUCCACAACCGGACGUAUAUUUUGAGCCUAAAGAUAGUCUUCAUUCACCGUUUGCAGGUGAAGCGACACCAUGGAAACGGUCAGUCGGUGUCCAAGUAUCCGGUGAUAGCUCAGAGUCAUCAUAUACAUAUGCUGAGAUUGAGGAACGAAUGAAACAAAGACUGUCGGCUUAACAUGGUAUGUGCGCACUUUUUCAACAAAACUGAAUUGAAUAUGAAUAGAUAACAAGAAGCAUAGUAGCAUUUGCUAAAAAUUUAACAGUUUUUAAAAUUCAAUUUUAAAUCAUUUUAUAUACUGUAUACUACUUUGACAUUGGAAGUUGCAUUAUAAAAUAUUACAUUACCAACUAAGUUUUAUAAUUAAUUGAUAU